This is a messenger RNA of Hemiscyllium ocellatum (epaulette shark), 1803 nucleotides long. Its product is annotated as C-C chemokine receptor type 9-like. Gene Ontology annotation, biological process: G protein-coupled receptor signaling pathway; immune response; chemotaxis. Gene Ontology annotation, cellular component: membrane. NCBI's taxonomy places the organism in Eukaryota, Metazoa, Chordata, Chondrichthyes, Orectolobiformes, Hemiscylliidae. The record is from RefSeq and is a predicted model, not a curated record. Gene Ontology annotation, molecular function: chemokine receptor activity. The transcript has 2 exons. The coding region runs from base 82 to 1170 and encodes 362 amino acids.
AGUGGACACGGUGUAGUGGGAACAGAAGUCACUGUAAUCAUAACAGCACUCUGUGCAUGUACUUUCUAGAUCUGCAAAAAGAUGGCAGAGAUACCUGUCACUGGGUUUCCAGGCAUCAUUGACGAUUACUUGUACUUUCUAAUGAUUGACCCUUCACUGGUUUCAACAUCUUGUGAAACAUCAGCCAUCAGAAACUUUGGGAAGAUUUUUAUGCCCUGUUUUUAUUCAGUUGUAUUUCUGACAGGACUUCUGGGGAAUGCUUUGGUUGUUGUGAUAUACGUUUACUAUGAGAAGCUGAAGACCAUGACAGAUGUCUACAUGAUGAAUCUGGCGAUCGCUGACUUGUUCUUUCUCUGCACCCUGCCAUUCUGGGCAGUUGAUGCAUACUCUGAAUGGAUUUUUGGAACUGUUAUGUGCAAACUUGUGAAUGGUGCAUACACUGUCAAUCUUUAUAGCUGUAUGCUAAUACUCACCUGUAUAAGUGUCAACAGGUACAAAUCUAUUGUUCAAGCAACAAAAAUGCUUAAUAAUGGAAAGAAAAUACUUCACAGUAAGUUAGUGUGUGUGGGCAUUUGGGUAUUUGCAAUCAUUUUGACUCUUCCAGAAUUCAUACUAAGCAAAGCGUAUUCUGGUCUACCUGAUAAAACAAUCUGUACUGUAGUAUAUCCUUCCGAUUUCAGUAGUUUCAUCAAAGUGGGAGUGUAUGUAACACAGUUGGUAGUGGGAUUUCUGAUACCCUUUCUGGCCAUGAUCAUUUGCUACUCAUUCAUCGCAAAAACUCUGCUCCAGGAUAAGGGGUUUCAGAAGCAGAAAUCAUUAAAGAUUAUCAUUGCAGUUGUAGUUGCAUUUGUGAUUUGUGAGCUGCCAUUCAACAUUAUUUUGUUGAUGCAAACUCUACAGAUCUUCAACGAAGAAAUUCCCAGUUGUGAAUACAAAGCGAAUGUAGACUAUGCAAUUAUUGUAACGGAGAGUUUAGCAUAUCUACACUGUUGUCUCAAUCCUAUUCUUUAUGUAUUUCUUGGUGUGAAGUUUAGAAAUAGUUUUCUGAAGAUUUUAAAAGAUUGUGGCUGUAUCAGUCAAAAGCAAAUAGCUGGGCUUCUGAAAACUGAGUGUGAGACAUCACGACCUGUCUCAGGUAUAUCCGAAACAACAAGUAUACAUCCUUUAUAACAGGUACUGUUUGUACCAGUGUUGAUUGCUGGAAAUGGCAUUAGAAUUUCACGAAAGGUUUUCCCAUUGGAAGGAUAGGACCAGCUCUAUUUACCAAGAGUAGCCCCUAGGCACCCAUAUUCCUGCCAUAAAAACAACAAACUGCAAUUGUCUAGUUCCCACUCCUAACUCCCAUUCCUCUGCCACUUGACAUUCAUUAAAAAUGCUGGAAUAUGCUUUACACCACAUAUAUAUUAAAUCAAUAAUAGUAAAGUGGUUGUUCUUUGUACAAAGAGAUUUUUAUGUUCUUCAUUGCUGAAUUUUUGAAUGGCUUCCCUAAUCUCUCUUUUCAACUUUGGUGGAAACUACGACCAAACAAAAAUGUCAACUUCAAUGACUGACUGACUGUAAUAUCAGAAAAUCAGUGCUUUGAACAUGACCAUCUUGGCUUAAUUAAACUAAAUUCCAUUUUGUACAAGUUUCUUCUUACCAUGUUUUAAUCCAAAAUUGUGAAUAGUGUUUAGCAGCUGUAAGUAUAAAAUAUGUUUAACUAAAUGGAAAUGUAUAAUUACAUACAUAAAUGUUUGACAGAUUUGUUUAAUAUGUUGAAGUCUCAGUCUUAUAAUUUAUAUAUUUCUUGGAGUGUGUGGAGUU